AUGGCACCAAGGUCGGCGACGAGGCGAGCGAGCUCUCUUCUACAACUGCCCUCCAAACGAAUUUCCCCCUCCCCCGUAGCCAAAGGUCUAGCCUCACGCUCUCUUCAGACCACUACUCCUGUCGCCGCCUCCGGACCCUCGCUUCUAGGCUUUCAGCAGGGCGGUGGUGCUCCCCAGUCAUAUUUUCAACGCCCAAGUCUACCCGCCAAUACCAUAAUUCGCUUCGUACCCCAGCAAACAGCAUGGAUCGUCGAGCGCAUGGGAAAGUUUUCUCGCAUACUGAACCCUGGUCUAGCUAUCCUCGUUCCAAUCAUCGAUCGAAUAGCCUAUGUCAAGAGUCUGAAGGAAGCUGCAAUGGAGAUACCGAGCCAGAGCGCCAUCACUGCGGACAAUGUCACGCUGGACCUUGAUGGUGUGCUUUAUACAAGGGUCUUCGAUGCAUACAACGCGAGCUAUGGCGUUGAAGAUGCAGAGUAUGCCAUCAGUCAGCUGGCGCAAACGACAAUGCGCUCCGAAAUAGGGCGAUUGAGUCUAGAUCAUGUCCUCAGGGAAAGAGCAGCUUUGAACACGAACAUUACAGAAGCAAUCAACGAAGCGGCCAGAGCUUGGGGUGUGACGUGUCUACGUUACGAAAUCAGGGAUAUCCAUGCUCCUCAAGGCGUUGUGGAGGCCAUGCAUCGACAAGUGACCGCGGAGAGGAGCAAGAGAGCUGAGAUCCUGGACUCGGAGGGGCAAAGGCAGAGCGCGAUCAACGUCGCAGAGGGACGGAAACAAUCAGUCAUAUUGGCAUCUGAAGCCAUGAGGGCAGAGAACAUCAACACAGCAUCUGGAGAGGCGGAAGCAAUCUUGAUGAAAGCGAAUGCAACAGCAAGAGGUAUUGACGCCGUUGCUCAAACCUUAAAACAGGGCCAAGAUGCUGCCACCAAAGCUGUGAGUCUGACCGUGGCCGACAAGUACGUCGAGGCAUUCGGCAAUCUUGCGAAAGAAGGCACAGCGGUCGUGGUGCCCGGCAACUUUGGCGAUAUGGGGGGCAUGAUUGCAAGUGCGAUGGCUAUGUUUGGGAAGGUGAAUGAAGGGCAGGCGAAGAGUGCGAAUGCCGCGUUACUUAAAGCGCCAGAACCAGACGCCGAGCUGGAAGGGAACACGGCUCCCGGCACAAAAGGCAAGACUGACGAGGUUGCUAAAAGCGUACUUCAGGGGUUUGAGCAGACGAGGAGAAAAGGCUAG
Messenger RNA from Bacidia gigantensis, 1227 nucleotides. RefSeq lists its product as uncharacterized. Gene Ontology annotation, cellular component: membrane. The transcript has a single exon. Lineage: Eukaryota; Fungi; Ascomycota; Lecanoromycetes; Lecanorales; Ramalinaceae. The coding region runs from base 1 to 1227 and encodes 408 amino acids. The record is from RefSeq and is a predicted model, not a curated record.